CAUUUUCUGCCUACUUUCCAAACCUUUUUCAGUGUCGGAAAAGAUAAAAACAAACUCAAGUUCCUUACCGAGCACAUUCUGCUGUAACUCAAGGAAGAAGCUCCAUUCGAGGCUUGUUGUUAUUCUGAGCUAACUGUCAGCCAGAAAGCUAGUUACCUGUUGUAAACUCGACUGUCAGAAUGUCUUCAGAUUUUGAAACCUACGAGCAGGACUUUGGAACAAUUACAGCGGAAAUAACUAAUAAAAUUGGCCGAAUUCCCAAACUAAGUGGAGAAGAGAAGACACAGCUGGUUCUAAAUGUCGACAAACAGCUUGAAGAAGUCAGAGAGUUGCUGGAGCAGAUGGACCUGGAGGUACGAGAGAUCCCCAUCCAGAGCAGAGCCAUGUACAACAGCAGGCUGAAGAGCUACAAGCAGGAGAUGGAAAAGCUUGAGAAAGACUUUAAAAGGUCACGCAUUGCCUACAGUGAUGAGGUGCGCAACGAGCUCCUGGGGGAUGACGCCGGUUCCUCUGAGAGCCAGUUGAUAAAGUUGCGUGAAGAGAGAGCACAUCUGUUGGACAACACAGAGAAGCUGGAAAGGUCAUCACGGCGACUGGAGGCCGGCUACCAGAUAGCAGUAGAAACUGAACAAGUGGGGCAGGAGAUCCUUACCAACCUGCACAGUGACCGUGAGAAGAUCCAGAGAGCUAGAGAAAGGCUGAGAGAAACCGAUGCCAACCUGGGCAAGAGUUCCCGCAUCCUUACCGGCAUGCUGAGAAGGUAAGAGGCAGGAUCAUCCAGAAUCGGAUCCUGGUCUUCAUCCUUGGAGCGAUCGUCCUCCUCACCAUCAUCCUGGCCAUCUAUUUUAAUGUGCGAGGCCACUGAUCUCCCCUGUACAUACACACAUACAUACACACACACUCCCUCCCUCCCCCGCAACGCAAACACACACACACUCUCGUGAUUAAUAGCGACAAAAGCGUUGUUCUGCUGUAAUUAGGACAAAUGGUCCCCAUGAAUCACUAUUUCCAAAGCCUGACAGCAAGCUUUUUUUUUUUUUUACCAUUCCUCUUUCCCUUUUUGUUUGCAGUUUCUUUCUCUUUCUUUCCUUCUCCUUCUUCCCUUUUACUUUCUUUUUCUCUUUCACUUUCUACUCCCCCCCCCCCCUCCCAGUCAGGCUUGUUCUUACAUCUCCAGGGACUGGAACGCAGUUUUUGUUUUUCUAAUAGUUAAUAUUUUUCAUGGUGUCGUCCUCUGUAUGGUUUGCACCCCAUCCUGUCCCUGGGUGAACACAACCUGGCCAUUUUUUGUAACUCACUGCAGGUUUUUUUUUCUCUUUCUUUCCCUGUAAUAGAGGUGGGUUUUUGUGUUAUUCAGGGUGUGUGGAUGCAUGAAAGGCAGAGAGAAACUGAAGUUCUGCACGUCUGUAUGUUUGCGCGCGUGCAUGCAUGAGUGACAGUCAUGGAUGGGGGGCCCGCACUGCGUUUCUUAUUGACACCAACAGUAGACACACAUACUGUAUUAGCUUCUGUAACUAAAUGAUUCAGCUGUUUUUCAUGUAGCCCCCCCCACAUGUACACACAGCACAGAGGACAGUGCCUUCAGUUUAGAUAUGCUGUUCACACUCCCGCUUUAAAACGCUCAGCAGAGCCCAAAAUAGACAAGUGGCACUGCCUUGAAAAGAGAGGAUGCACCUAAAAAGGUUGAGGUUAGUCAAACUUACGUUCAUUGAAUCAAGGAGAAAUGAUUUUUUUUCCCUUUUAUUAGGAGGAGACUAAUUGCAGGUUUGUUUUCAGGAGCAAAUUCAUGUAUUUUUCAGAGAAUUUGGAGAUUGAAGGACAUGAAAUAAAAAGUUUUGGUUUUUUUUUAAUAGAUUUUAAUACAAAGGGGAAGUGACCUCAGACUUAGUAAAUACAGCACAUAAACAAAGAGAAAUGCUUCUUAUGACACUGUAACCACAUCUGGAACAGCAGCCCUUUCCAAAUACAAACCCUUCAGUAACUGAUACCCAAUUAUAGGCAUCCUACUGUGUGUACUAACAUUUAAAUGGACAUCAUGUAUAGUGUUUUUGCGCUUAAUAAGUGAUUCUGUUACUAUUUAUUUAUAAAUGCAGAGUCUCCAUUCAGAUUUCUGUGUUAGAACUGUGUAUUUUUGUGAUGUUGAAAUUAUUCAGAAUUAACGUUAAUCACAUGUUUGUUUCUUCUUAAUUUGUGGUUGUUCUCUGAUGCAGACUGUACACCAGGACCAGCUGAAAUAUGUGGAUUUCUAGUUUUGCAUCUUAAAGGCUCCCCCCCCCUCUUUCUUCUAUAAACUGGUUUUAAAAUUUGUACUUUUUGUUCUAUAUUUUCUAUGUCAACUUCUGAAGACUGCGAUGCGGCCCUUGUUUCUGUGUUUAUCUGUGCGCUCACUGAUGAUGUGAUACAUCUGCAGGUGUUUGAAAAAUGCGUGCUUGAGUUUACCAGCGUUUAAUUCUUCAGGGGAAAGCCAUUCUUCGGGGAGGGCGAUGGAAAAUCUAAAUUUAAGAGCAUAUUUGGAGAAUUUUUCAGAGGUUGUUGUAUAGAUGAAGGUAAUGCUGUG
Molecule: messenger RNA, 2557 nt
Organism: Archocentrus centrarchus (flier cichlid)
Lineage: Eukaryota; Metazoa; Chordata; Actinopteri; Cichliformes; Cichlidae
Gene: vti1a
Product: vesicle transport through interaction with t-SNAREs 1A
Exons: 9
Coding region: 180-764 (194 amino acids)
Biological process (GO): retrograde transport, endosome to Golgi; vesicle fusion with Golgi apparatus; macroautophagy
Cellular component (GO): Golgi apparatus; ER to Golgi transport vesicle membrane; endoplasmic reticulum membrane
Molecular function (GO): SNARE binding; SNAP receptor activity
Source: RefSeq, a predicted model, not a curated record